Molecule: messenger RNA, 345 nt
Organism: Aspergillus candidus
Lineage: Eukaryota; Fungi; Ascomycota; Eurotiomycetes; Eurotiales; Aspergillaceae
Exons: 3
Coding region: 1-345 (114 amino acids)
Source: RefSeq, a predicted model, not a curated record
AUGUUCAAACGCGCUGUUUACGCGCGGACAGCGCUGAACACAAGCAAGACGGGGGCCCUUUGCGCAUAUUCAUCCGGCCGCUUCCUCUACAACGCACGCGCGCGUCUCCGCGAACGAUACGUGCCGUUCAAGAUCACAGCACUCAAGCAAGCCACCUCAAAGCAUCAGCAGGGUACUCCCGACUAUUCGAGAACCCUGAUCCAAGCCUCUCACCAGGUUGAACCCGCCAAAGUACCCUCCAAACUACGACACGAUGAACACGACGAAAAGGCCCAAGUCGACGAGCUAAUCAGACGACAAAGUUUGCUCUAUGUGUACCGCGUGGUCAACGGCGGCCUCAAGUAA